Trichoderma virens Gv29-8 is the source of this 1671-nucleotide messenger RNA. RefSeq lists its product as uncharacterized. The record is from RefSeq and is a predicted model, not a curated record. Gene Ontology annotation, biological process: GMP biosynthetic process. The transcript has 22 exons. Gene Ontology annotation, molecular function: GMP synthase activity; ATP binding; GMP synthase (glutamine-hydrolyzing) activity. NCBI's taxonomy places the organism in Eukaryota, Fungi, Ascomycota, Sordariomycetes, Hypocreales, Hypocreaceae. Bases 43 to 1671 code for a protein of 542 amino acids. Gene Ontology annotation, cellular component: cytosol.
CCAAUCUUCUCAAUACGCCGCCGAAACCAACAUCAAGUCACAAUGGCUGCCACCCUCGAGGCCGAGACCCCUCACAACCAAUUCGACACCAUUCUGGUUCUCGAUUUUGGCUCUCAAACGAGUCAUCUUAUCCUGCGACGUCUUCGAGCUCUCGGCGUCUUCGCGGAGCUGCUUCCUUGCACCACCAAGAUCGCUGAUCUGACAUGGAAGCCCAAAGGAAUCGUCUUCUCCGGAGGCCCUUCUUCUGUCUACGACGAGGGCUCGCCCCAUGUUGAUCCCGCGGUUUUUGAGCUUGGUGUACCCAUUCUCGGUAUUUGCUAUGGUUGCCAGGAGAUUGCAUGGCGAAUCGACUCCAAGAAUGUUGCCCGCGGAGAGGCACGAGAGUAUGGCCACGCCGACGUCAACGUCACCAAGGUCAAUGAUCACGCCGACCGGCUCUUCGCUGGCUUGGGAGAUAAGAUUCCCGUCUUCAUGUCCCACUAUGACAAGCUAGUUUCCCUGCCUACGGGCUUUUCGGUCAUUGGUUCCACCACAAACUCGGAGUUCGCCGCCAUCGCCCAUGAAGAGAAGCCCAUCUUUGGCGUUCAGUUCCACCCUGAGCUAGAACACACACCCCGCGGAACCGACAUUCUCCGCAACUUCAGCGUUGAUAUCUGCGGAGCCCAAGCAAAUUGGGAAAUGGGCGACUUUGUCAAGCUCGAGAUUGCUCGUAUCCGGGAGCUUGUGGGUGACCGAGCACUCGUCCUCGGCGCAUGUAGCGGUGGUGUGGACAGCACUGUGGGAGCGGCCCUGAUGCGUGAAGCCAUCGGUGACCGCUUCAAGGCCAUCCUCAUCGACAAUGGAUGCAUGCGUCUCAACGAGUGCGAGCAGGUCAAGGAGACUCUCGGACACCACCUUGGCAUUGACCUCACAGUUGUCGAUGCGGGCGAGCUGUUUUUGAGCCGUCUUGCAGGUGUUACUGAUCCCGAAAAGAAGCGAAAGAUUAUUGGGUCGACUUUUAUCGAUUUGUUCGAGAAAGAGGCUAUCAGAAUCGAGCAAGAGGCAGAGAACACACCCAACAGCGGGAAGGUGGAAUGGUUUUUGCAGGGAACACUGUACCCUGACGUUAUCGAGUCUUUGAGUUUUAGAGGUCCCUCAGCGACAAUAAAAACCCACCAUAAUGUCGGGGGCCUGCCUGAGCGGAUGAUGAACGGCCAAGGUUUGCGUCUUAUUGAACCGCUCCGCCUUUUGUUCAAGGAUGAAGUGAGGGAAAUUGGUCGCCAGCUCGGCAUCCACGAGUCGCUCGUGAACAGACACCCCUUCCCCGGUCCUGGCAUUGCCAUUCGCAUCUUGGGUGAUGUGACCAAGGAGAGAGUGGAAAUUGCUCGCAAGGCAGACCAUAUCUUUAUUACCAUGAUUAAGGAGGCUGGCCUUUAUGAUCAGAUCUCUCAAGCCUUUGCUGGUCUCGAUACCAGCCGUAGUGUUGGUGUUUUUGGAGAUCAGCGAGUUUGGGGUUACAUCAUCAUUCUCCGCGCUGUUCGUACCAAGGAUUUCAUGAGCGCCGAGGUGUUCAACUUCGACAACGAGUUCCUCGGGAAAGUUUCUCGCGCCAUUUGCAAUCAGGUAGAUGGCGUGUCCCGAGUUGUCUAUGAUUUGACCUCUAAGCCUCCCGGCACUAUCGAGCUGGAGUAA